CGCCAGGCCUUUGAGCACACAGUACUCAUUAUUUGUAAUUCCGCUGAAUACCGCUGUUUUCAAGAUGGCAGACAAAACGGACUUGAAACUGGAAAUUUCUGUGCCCUUUACGACGGAAUCUGAAGCACAAAUUGCCUGCAACUCUCUUUCUGUUGACCAAGAACCGAAACGUGGAGGAGCAAAGAAAAUGCUCACUGUGAAAGGAAAUGUACUACAUGUAACAAUACUGUCCUCUGAAGCCAAGACACUCAGAGUUUGUGCAAAUGGCUUCCUUGAUCAUUUAGCUUUAGUAACUGAGACAAUUGAAGCAUUUGGACCUCCUCUGGAAGACUCAUGAUCUUUACCUGUGGUGUAGCAAAUCAGUGGUCAGGCCCUACAAAUAACUGUGCUCACUUGCAGUGUAUGUACUCUCUUGUGUUUGACCCAAUGCUGUCAGAAUGAUCCACCUGGUCACCAAGUUAAAUGCUCUUUGAUACAACAAACUUUGGAAAACUGCCAUUUUUUCAUUAGUAGAACAGAAUAAUAAGCUUAAAUUCAAGUACUUCUCUCAGGAAAACUCUCAAGCAAGAAUGUGGAGAGUACCAUAAAGAUUUGAUUUAGUGCCCUCCUUCCAGAAAGUGCACCCUUUCUAAUAAGCAUUUCCCAUUGAACACCAAUUUUCUAGUGCAGAGUGCACUAUUGGGAUGGUUUAGGGGGCCGUUGUCCACUAAGCCGCUAACGCCAUAAUGUGUUUAACUUUAAUGUUUGUUUAAUUAAUUAAUUUCAAUUAAUCAAUUAGCCUUGGUGGAAGGGGGGGCUAGGUGGGGUAGGUACUCGAGUGCAUUACACAAAACAUGUCAUACUUACGUUGGUUUCUUGAAAACAUGACAAAGCUAUAUACAUGUUUUUGCAAAUCUCUUGCUAUCCUUGUGGUGCUAUUCUCUUAAGAACAAAUAAAGCAGUUUGCUCGAAAUGCGUGCGCAGAUAAGUUAGCCUUCAGUGUCGACCACUAGUCCAGUUCUGGCCCUCUCUCUGUCCCGCAACGCUACCGUAGCGUUGCUUGACAGAGAGAGGGCCAGAACUGGACUAUUUUGACCAGGGAUAGCAGCUGUAUUUCAGGUAACGUCAUUCUACCUUUUUUAGUGCAAAUAACACUACUGUAACUGUGUAUCUUCUGGAAUCACCCCUAGCUCGAUUCAAGAAAUUUUGUCUGUUCUUUUAUAAUUAUUGUGUGUUUGCUAAGGUUCAAAUAAAGAAUGCUUUUCCUUA
Messenger RNA from Orbicella faveolata, 1248 nucleotides. Its product is annotated as EKC/KEOPS complex subunit Lage3-like. Gene Ontology annotation, cellular component: EKC/KEOPS complex. NCBI's taxonomy places the organism in Eukaryota, Metazoa, Cnidaria, Anthozoa, Scleractinia, Merulinidae. The record is from RefSeq and is a predicted model, not a curated record.